GCGACCUAAAUGGGUGGGGCCAGUGUGGUCCAAUAGAAUGCAGCAGCCAGAGACACGUUGCAACAGACAUGUCAGCCUCCACAGCGUAGAAAACAGCAGCUAGCUUCGUGAUUGACUCCACUAUGGUUGUUGCGGACUCGCAGUCCUCCGACACAGGGACCAUCCUUCGUGUCAGAGGGCCGCUGGAGUUCAAAUGUCACCUGGACAGCACAGAUGCACGGCUCAUGCACAAAGUCAUCUCAAGAACAUUCGAGACGCUUCAAUCUCAGGUGAAAUCUGAAUCAUGUGUUCUCACAGUCUGUGACAGUCCUGUUAUUAUUUGGCCAAACAGAGGUGUUUACGCAAUACCUGAAGAAAUAACGCCAAACACACUAUGUGAAGAUAUACAUCAAUGGAUUCAGUCAGAUGAACAAGAGGCUGCUGGCAAGAGAUCUGCAAAAAAGAAAAGCAAAAAAAGUUCAGCAGCAAGUGUCAUUAACCUUCGUCUGAUGAUGGAGGCGACAAAGACAGGCCGCCCCCUUUCAGCCCCGAUCCUCAGCAGAACAGUCCAUAAAUCCCACUUCCUGUCUACAACUUUUCCUGUGGACUGCGUCGUCCGUACCACCGUCAAUGAAACAAUCAAAGAUGCCUUUGAACGCCUGUUGGAGGCGCUAACUCAUCAGCUGUGUGAGAUGGAGAAAGUGACCUUGCAACACAUUAAGGGGACCACGCUGCUGGUACCUCAACCGCUCCACUUCCUCCUUCCAGAGCCAAAAGGGCUAGUGACCGUGGUUUACCCUGCAGGAGUGCCUGACAGCCAACUGGAGACGCAACGUAAGGAACUGCAUCAACAGUUUGAGCUACCUGAUGACUGGCCCUAUUUUAGAAGAGCCAAUGCUUACCACUUUCCCAAUGAGCCCUACAAAGAUGGUUACCUCCGAAACCCUCAUCUGGGCCUCACACAUCCCACGCUGGACAAUGGAAAGGUGUACUUGGUCCAGGGGUUCUACAGCUAUCACCAUUACAUGCAGGACCAUGUGGAUGACAACGGCUGGGGCUGUGCUUAUCGCUCCCUCCAGACCAUCUGCUCCUGGUUCCAGCAGCAAGGCUUUGUAGAGCGGGCCGUGCCCACUCACAGAGAGAUCCAACAGGCUUUACUGGAUGUUGGAGACAAACAGGCAUCCUUUGUUGGAUCACGCCAGUGGAUCGGAUCCAUUGAGGUUCAGGUUGUUCUGAACCAGCUGCUUGGGGUCACUUCAAAGAUCAUGUUUGUGAGUCAAGGUUCUGAGCUGGCAUCCAAAGGCAGAGAACUGGCCAACCACUUCCUUACUGAUGGGACUCCCAUCAUGAUUGGGGGGGGAGUUUUAGCUCACACUAUUCUAGGUGUGGCUUGGAGUGAGACCAGCGGGCAAAUCCGCUAUCUCAUCCUAGAUCCACAUUACACAGGAGCAGAGGACUCGCAGGUUAUUACAGACAAGGGCUGGUGUGGCUGGAAAGGACCGGAUUUUUGGGAUCAGAUUGCGUAUUAUAAUCUGUGUCUUCCUCAGAGGCCAAAGGUCAUCUGAGCUCUCACAACCUUUCAGACAGACAUCAUCUGACAUUGGUAAAGCAUUUGCAAAACGUUGGAGUGUCAUUGCAAAUUUGAGAAUUUCUGUAAUGAUGUCAAAUUUCUUGUAAUUUACUUUUACGUUUUUGGUUGAAUGCUACAUAAAUCAUUGUCUUAGCAACAAAGGCACAACACAGGAUGGUUGUUAUUUGGUAUUGAAAAGAGAAAUGUAUCAUAUCAUGUCAGCAAAUAUGUUAAUUAUUUAAUAAUACAAAGGCUGGUGAAAUAUGUAUACUAAAAUGUCUCAUUUCAUUCAGUAAUUAUAAGACAUCCAGGUCAACAGAGUUUUAUUAUUGCUGUGUUGUAAAUAGACAUAUGGAUGAUCUUACAAUUAAUUCAAAUGUACAGUUUAUUCUGUCCUCAAUUUUCCUUCAUUCCUUAUUAAAUUUUCUUUUUAUUUACACUAAAUGAUCAGCCGAUUUGGCAAUUUUUCAAGCGAAAAUGCCAAUGAUUCCCUUAUUCAAGCUUUACAGAAUAUAAGGAUUGGAUACUUUGUCAUACAUUACAGUAAAUGGAAUGUCUUUGGGUUUUAGACUGUUGGUUGAAUGAAUAUUGUAUUAAUUUGUAAACGGAGAGAUUUGUUGGUGAAUAAAUUAUAAUGAAAUCCUCAUUUAGCUGUGGAGGCCCUGGAAACAUUUAAGGACCCCCAGGGGCCUUGGUCCCACUCUGAGAACUA
Messenger RNA from Cyclopterus lumpus (lumpfish), 2261 nucleotides. It is a transcript of the gene ufsp2, whose product is annotated as ufm1-specific peptidase 2. The record is from RefSeq and is a predicted model, not a curated record. The transcript has 12 exons. The coding region runs from base 123 to 1544 and encodes 473 amino acids. Lineage: Eukaryota; Metazoa; Chordata; Actinopteri; Perciformes; Cyclopteridae.